Messenger RNA from Dromaius novaehollandiae (emu), 8907 nucleotides. RefSeq names its product Ro60, Y RNA binding protein (gene RO60). Gene Ontology annotation, cellular component: ribonucleoprotein complex. NCBI's taxonomy places the organism in Eukaryota, Metazoa, Chordata, Aves, Casuariiformes, Dromaiidae. The coding region runs from base 256 to 1872 and encodes 538 amino acids. The transcript has 9 exons. Gene Ontology annotation, molecular function: RNA binding. The record is from RefSeq and is a predicted model, not a curated record.
GGGGCGGGGCAGGAAGCGCCCGCCGCGACCGGAUGCGGGGCAGCGGCGGGGCGGGGCGGGCGCGGCCGCAUCCGGGUCCUGGAGAUGCUGUCAGGGAGCCGGGCGGGGCGGGGCCGCGGUCGGGGGCGCCUCACGGAGCCGCGCAGCCUCGGGCCGCCCCAGGGGGACGCGCCGCCGCCGCCGCCACUGCUCCCCGCGGCGCCCCGGCCGCGCUCAGCGCUCGGCCUCGCAGCAGAUUUCUUAAACGUGUGAACAAUGGAGGAAGAGGCAAACCAAAUGCAAUCCCUGAAUGAAAAGGAGGUGCCAAACUCUGAAAGUGGCUGUGUGUGGCACGUCACCGAUAUGAAUCGACUACAUCGUUUCUUGUGUUUUGGUUCAGAAGGUGGUACUUACCAUGUCAAGGAGCAGAAGCUGGGCUUUGAAAGUGCAGAAGCUUUAAUAAGACUGAUUGAAGAGGGUAAAGGUUGUGAUGUUGUUCAAGAAAUAAAGACAUUCACUCAAGAAGGAAGAGCAGCAAAACAGGAGCCCCUGCUUUUUGCUCUUGCAGUUUGCUCACAGUGUUCUGAUGCAAAAACUAAACAAGCAGCAUUUAAAGCUGUUGCUGAAGUGUGUAACAUACCAACCCAUCUCUUUACUUUCAUCCAAUUUAAAAAAGAUCUGAAGGAGGGCAUGAGAUGUGGCAUUUGGGGCCGGGCACUGAGAAAAGCUGUUGCAGAUUGGUACAAUGGAAAGAAUGGCAUGGCUGUUGCUCUAGCAGUUACAAAAUACAAACAAAGAAGUGGUUGGUCUCAUAAAGAUCUUCUGAGGUUAUCCCAUCUGAAACCUGCCAGUGAAGGAAUUGCUAUAGUUACUAAAUAUAUCACCAAAGGGUGGAAAGAUGUCCAAGAGGCAUAUAAAGAUAAAGCAGUUUCUGCUGAGACUGAGAAACUUUUAAAGUAUCUGGAGGCUGUGGAGAAAGUGAAGCGCACAAAAGAUGAACUGGAAGUUACUCAUUUGAUAGAGGAAUAUGGUUUAGUUAGAGAGCAUCUUCUGACAAAUCAUCUGAAAUCUAAAGAAGUAUGGAAGGCGUUGCUGAAGGAGAUGUCCAUUCCUGUAGUGUUGAGAAAUUUAGGAAAGAUGACGGCGAAUUCAGUGCUUGAACCAGGAGGUUCAGAAGUAGCAAUAGUGUGUGAAAGACUGGGAAAUGAGAAAUUACUGAAAAAGGGUAGAAUACAUCCAUUCCAUAUUUUGGUUGCAUCAGAAACCUAUAAAGCUGGACAUGGAAGUAGAGGGAAACUUUGGUGGCGUCCUGAUGAAGACAUUUUAGCAGCCUUAGAUGCUACAUUUUACAAAACUUUCAAGACAGUUGAACCCACAGGAAAACGCUUCUUACUUGCGGUUGAUGUCAGUGCAUCAAUGACUCAAAAAGUUUUGGGCAGUGUGCUCAAUGCUAGUACAGUUGCUGCAGCAAUGUGUAUGGUUGUAGCACGUACCGAGAAGGAUUCCCAUAUAGUUGCCUUUUCACAUGAAAUGGUCCCCUGCCCAGUGACAGCUGAUAUGACAUUACCUCAAGUAUUAGUGAAAAUGUAUGAAAUUCCAAUGGGUACUACCGAUUGUUCCCUUCCAAUGAUAUGGGCUCAAAAGACACAGACACCUGCUGAUGUCUUUAUUGUAUUUACUGAUAAUGAGACCUUUGCUGGAAAUAUUCAUCCUGCAGCGGCUCUUAGGGAAUACAGGGAGAAAAUGGGUAUUCCUGCUAAACUGAUUGUUUGUGGAAUGACAUCAAAUGGUUUUACUAUCGCAGAUCCAGAUGACAGAGGCAUGUUGGAUAUAUGUGGCUUUGAUACAGGAGCUUUGGAUGUUAUUCGAAACUUCACUUUGGAUUUGAUUUAAUUUUCUAGGCAUCUGCUCUUCCCAGUGGGUCCAUUGCUGGCAACAGACUUCACCCUGGGAACUCCCAGCCAAAUAUGCUUUAUUAGAAUAUGGCACAGUAUAUACAUAUCAGAAUGUUACCCUUUAUAAAAAGGGAAGACAAGAAAAGCAGAUGAGAAAUCAUUUCUUCUUUUCCUGUUGCACACAGUUUAAAAUAACAGUGGGAAGCUUGCUAAAAGUAGCUGCAGGGUUACACACUAUAUAAUUUAAUUUCAUUUAUAAUAGCUUAUAAAUACAGAGGGACUUUAAAAAAAUUUUGUUUUUCCUCCUGUCACUUUGGAAUGCUUGUUUUCAAGAAUAAAUUGAUGAGUUACUCCUGGGAGGGGCAGGAAAGAAAAGUGAUUUAGUCUUUUAAUAAUGUCAGUUUAACAACAACUCAGUUGAGAGGGAUUUUUCUUUGGGCUUUUUUUAAUCUUUGUAUUUUAAACAAGUUACUAAGAUUCAGCAGUUUCCAUUGUUGUAUUUUGAAUCUAAAAAAGAAAUAUUUUCUGGCACAUGUGAGACCAUGUAACUGUGAUGCAGUAUAAAAGUUACCUGGUGGAAUUUUACAUUGAUAACACUGAAAGUAGAAGAACUUAUGCUAAUCUUUUCUAUUAGAAAGAUUAUUAUCUGGAUUUUCAGGAAUAAAAUUUAAUUCUUUUUUUAUAAAUUGAGGAACAGGUUCUGUACAAUGUAGUUUCAGAAGUGCUGUUAUAGAAUUGAUGUGCUUUGAAGGAAAUUUUACAGACUUAGUAGAGAAAGUGCUUUGAAAUGGCUGGGAAGCCACAUUCAUUCCGUGUUUCAACUUCAGGUAGCAUCAGUACACUUUCAGUGAGGAAGAUCAAGUGCAUGUGUCUUAGCCUACUCUUCAAAGUUAAGUGGUAACAACCAGAAACAAAUCAGUUUCAUUUUUCAAAAGGAUAAUGUAUUUAAUGAUACAGAAACAAUCUUCUUAAUGAGAGUAUUUCAUUUUUUAUCUCUUUAUAGAUUAAUAUUACUUCUAAUUUCUUAAUUUAAUUCAAUCUAACAUUUUUCAAAACUACCUCCAGUUUAUAGUGAGCAAUUCUUAAAAAUUUUUCUGAAAUGUACAGUUGCCUCCUUCAUGUUCUCAAAAUCUUGUUUAGGAAGAGAUCAAAACUGGAUUUUUUUUUUUUUUUAGUCUGAUAAUAAGAAGGUGAAUAAGGAGAAAGCUGGUGAAUUUCUUACCACUUUGGGACAGGAAUUGAUAGCAAUUCACGUGUAUGCGUAUUUAAGUGUGUGUGUGUUUGUGUGUGUGUGGUGGGAGUUAAAAGAUCUCUUUAAUGGAUCACAAACUUAGAAGAUGAGAGGGUUUUUUUUAGUGAUGUUUUUGCACAAUUCCCUAAGACAUAUAUAUGUCAGUCUUUUUUAUGCCAAUUCUGGCUCUUUUAAACACUGAAUUUGAUGUUAAUUUGAAAAUAACUAUAACUUAUGAAAAUAAGCCAAUUGUGGUAACUUACAUGAAGGACCAUUAUUUUCUGCUUAAAAAAAAACCCACCAGCUUUUAAAUGUAAAAUUCAAGUUCCUAUUAUACUUUUGAUACUUAGAAUACUUUUCAUUAUGUCUCGUACGUACUGACUGUAAAUUCCAAGCUUGUGUUCCGUAGGAUGGAUAUCUUUUUUGGUGCUAUCUAAAAUGCAAGAUUGCAUGUUGCUGAAGGUAUUGUGCUACAUACUCAUACCGUACCUUAACAAAUAAAUCAAAGCAGUGAGGGAAGCCUAGUCUGAUGUUAAUCUACAAAAACACUAUUGAGUUGUUUCAAAACCAUGGCUUAAAGAACUGAUGGUAGGAAUGUUAGCUUUCAGUGGAAAUGAAUGUCGUUACUUCUGAAUUGUCACUGCUAUUAAAACACAGCUGUGAUAGAAUGCUUGAAAAAUGCAGGACUACCAGGAACUUGUCAGGUAACAUCCAGAAAAAAACGUUCCUACAAAAACUGAGAAAUAGCACUUUGAGCUUGAAAAAGAAAAUUAGCUACUUUCUAUUAAAAGUUUUUACCAAUAUUAGUAUCCUUGCUAAUUAUGAAUAUGGUCACCAUGAAUAUGGCAAAUAAACUGACUUGAUCAAUAUAUGUUGGUAAUUAUUCCAAGUAAAUGCACUGAUGUUUCAGGAUUGUUUUUGGCAGUAAUGUGUUUUAAAUGACAAAAGGAUUAAAUUACUACCAAAAACAGUCUAGUUAGAUGUUUACUACUAAGCUAGACAUGUUGAAAAUAACAGGUAGAUAAGUAUCUUUUAUAAGUACUUUUUUUAUUUGAAGUAGUAUUUGUGGAGUAAUAGGUAUUAUUUUGGUCUAAAUAUGAAAUGAAAAACAGGUAUUCCAAGUAGCUUCAUGCAGUUUUUGCAUAAAUUUACUGCAAAUAAAAGUAUUAGAUUAGACUAAUUGCUAACCGAUUGAAGAGUAGAGUAGUGCUGCAUCUUUGAAAGCAGUCCAGUUUAAAUACAAAUCCUUGAACUAGAGUGAAAGUGACGGUGAAAAUUUCAGUAGAAGUUAUAGAAAAUGUAGCUCCCUGUAUCUAUUGACAUUGGAUAGCUCUGCCAUCUGUGUUACAAAUUGUAUCCUGUCGUCCAUGCUGGAGUGCAUAAUAUGCUCCUAAAUACUUACCAUAUUCUCUAAACUGAAAAAUACAGUUAUAGUAGAAUACUGUAUUCUAAAUGGUUUGGUUGUACUAAUGUAAAAUUAGCACCAAUGAGAUCAUGUUGUUUUCUGCUUCUUCCAGCUUUCCCACAGGUGGUUAAGUAGAAUUUGCUUCUUCCUUCUCAGAAAGAUAAAACAGAAGUCAUAAUUGCUCAUCUUUAUAUGGAUGUUUUCUGAGCUUCACAGACAUCAUAUAUGGCAGGAGUUGGGAACAGUGCAGAAUAGUUCAUAUUACCUGAAUCCUCUAAGGUUUCCACAUAGAGGAAAGACUGAAGUAAAUGCUAGCAGCUGACCCUUGUCUCCACUGUUUUCUAUCUGGUAUUGUUAUUACCCUACAGUAAGGAGCGUGGAAGAAAGAUGCUGCAUGUUCCUUUUCUGUAGACUGAAUCUUUUUCAUCUGUCCAUAUGUUGAGGCUUGGAGGAUAGUGUGACUCAUUUGCCAUAAAUUUGUCUUGGUUUUAGUCUUUAAUUAUUGAAAUUAAGCUGAUAUUUUCCAAAAUGAUAUAUGGACCUGUAAAGAGGCAAUAAUUACUGUAAUGUUAAAAAAAAAAAAAAACAAAAAAAAAGUGAGCUAGGGCAAAGUUGCUAAGCUUAAUAGUUAAUUCAGUGUAUCAUAAAGAACUUCUCCUUUCACCAGUCAGGAGACAAGACUCUUUCAAGUUAAUGUUUAAAGAUUGUGAUAAGUUUAUUCAAAACUAAAAAAUGUAGACAGGGUGAACACUGAUUUCCUGAUGUCUGACUGUCAGAAUUAUUAGGCUUUCAGUUUGACUUUCAUUUCACUGUGACCACAUUAACAAUUCUUACAGUCUUAGACAUAACAGUCUAAUACUGUUAAUGUUCAGGCACUUUAGUUCUAAGAAAAAAGAAAGGGAUGUAACAUUUAGAAGCAUAGUAGAGGUAUAAUGUCCAUCUGUAAUGAAGGCUGUAACUGAUGGACUUCAGAGGUCAGGUUUCUGCAUGGGAGUGAUAAAUCAAAAGUGUGGAGAAGCCAGACAGUACUCAAGGUUUCUUAAAAGUUGUGCAACACAUGCAUCAGCAUUGUGUAAUAAACUGAAUAAAGACUAAUAUUUUUGCCAAGGAUUAGAAUUUUGUGCCAGGUAUUUUGGACCUUUAACAAUGAAGAGGAGAGUUUGAGAUGCUUAUAGAACUUGAAUACAGGGAAAAUAGGGGUCUUUACAAUCCUGUGUGUUUCCAAAAAAAAAAAAAGCCGUUUAAAAAUAGGCUCGUUUUACAGUCAGCAGGGCCAGUCUGUUUAACUGGCCACUAUGUAAAGGACACUAAUAACUGGUCAUAAAACUUCUUGCUGCUUAAAACCACUGUUAAACCUUUUUGAUAAACAUAAUUAUUGGGCUUUUUUGGUUUGUUUGGGGGAUUUUUGUGGUUUUGUUUUUUGGGGGGGGUCCAUAAAUGGGUGUGUCUUUAAAAGGUCAGUAUUCAAUAAAGUAUAUAUUCUUGGCUUAAAAAGUACACGAACAGUUUUGGAAAUGUAUUUUAAUAAUGGCUCCGUUCUAGAAAACACUAGGAAAAUAUUUUUCUCCAAUGCAAAAAAUGCCAUGCUGCUUAAUGAUGCAUCUAACUGGUAGCUCAGAAGCAUUAUUAUUGGUUCCAGUUCUUUUAGCUCUUCUAUGACCUUUUGUCUUUGCCCUUUCUUUUCCUUACUGAUGUUGGAUUAUUUUUUUCCUUUCCCAUCUCCUUGACAUCUCUGCUUUAUACUAGAAUCUCUUUUCCCGUACAAACUCUUAUUUAUGCCUUUCAAUGCCUCUGUUCUUACUCUGCCUUGUGUUAUUGGGCAUGCUAGCUUAGCUAAGUAACUUGCACUAAAACUGACAUCAUAUUUAUCUUAAUUUUAAAAACUAGUUGAAGUUUUUCUUUUCUUUGAUUAUAUAAAUCUCUCAAAAAUAUUCAGUUUGCUGUAUCAAUCAAAUUUUUGGUAAAAUUAAGCAUGUAGAUCAGUCACAGUAGCAUAUUUUUUCCUGAAAAAUGUUUAUUUUAAAAAAAGUAUCUAAAUGGUUUUAUUCUUAUAAAAUAACCCUUUAGUAUUGGCUUGUGCAAAUUUAAAGCUUCUCUCUAGAAUUGGUUCAGUGGGUAGGAGCUUUCCAUUCUGUCAAAUGUGACCAAAUUGCUGUUAUUUAUAUACUUAGGGAAAUGUUUAAAUGGAUAUUCUUGAUAGAUGGGCAAAUUAUUUGCAGUAUUGGUUAGAGAAAAUUGUUAAAGAAUAGUAUGUAGAUACAAACCUGAGCAAAGACUCAUUUUUUUGUUUGUGCUUUUAGUGGUUUUAAUAGCAUUUCAUCAGUUUACAGGUUUAUUUAGCUAUUUGGAAUGGUUCACAGUGGACAAAUAUGCUUUAAGUAAAUUGUUUUAAGGGCUUUUUGGCUGGAAUAAAAGAUAUUUUAUCACAUCAUGAUACAGAAUAAUAUAGAACAUUGCUGAGUUAAGGGUUAUGGGGGAAAAUGCAAAUCAGUAGAACAAUGGUAUGUGCUUUGAGAGCUAAGAUUAAGGUUAGCCAAUUUCAGCAGGAGGUAUAGUGUCUUCAAAUAUGUGUGCAUCCAUUUGGAUUUAUAUUUCUGAUACCGUAAAGUGUGAUUUUUUUCUUUAGGUAUUUCUGCAUUCUGAAUUUAAGUUUAAAUAUAUAUAUAUGCAUUAUAUAUAUAUAUAUAUGGUACAUUAAGAACUUUUAAAAAUGCUUCCUUAAGAAAUUAAUGAAUAGAAAUAGUUGUUUUGCUAAUGUUACCAGCUGCUUAGUUAAGCACGAGUGACAAAUAAAAUGUCUAUUCUAUUACAUUCUCAUAUGAAAGUGCAGUUCUACUCUUAAAAAUAAUUCUGAAUUAAGAAGCAACAGAUCAGUGCAUUCACAACUCCAUUUGCUAAGUUAACUUGAGAUAUUUGUUUCCAGCUUCUCACACUUCUUAGAGGCAUGGUAUUUGUGCUGGAUGAGCACAUAUGUCUUAAAUAGCAUCAGUAUUAUAAAUUUAAUUCCUAUUACAGAAUCUUUUAGUGGGUAAUUUUUAGCAUUCAGAUCCCAAGUUGAAUCUGUGAAGGCAAACAUUAUUUUAAGAUUAACAGCUUUCUCUUGGCAACAUUGCUAAACAAAAAAAUAUGGAAAUCUUUUAAUGACAAUUUUUGAAUCCAUUUUUCAGAGUAGAAUCAUGCUUUAACUGCCGUAUCAUGUUUAAAUAACUUAAACAUAACAUGGCUUUUUGCCAUCCAAAAAUGAAGGCACUGUCUUGCUGCUACUUUCUAUGAAAUGGUACAAAGUUUAUGAGAAAACAUUUGGAUGGGGAGCCUUAAUAUGGUAGUAAUAAUAAUUAACCCUUUGAGUGCCUUAAGACAUAUCUUUCUUAAAUAAACAGGCACUCAUUAGUAUCUGCAGGCAUACAACAUGCUUCCUCAAUUGUUAAUGGAAAUUUGCCUUACGUGACAAUGCCCUGGAAUUUCUGAACUGUAGAACUCAAAGGGUUAUUUUAGACUACUGUUUGGGGUUUUUGUUUUUUUUAAAUGAGGAACAAAAUGAAAAGUGAAGUCUCUGAAAAAUUCCUUUGCAUGCUAUUAUUUUUUUUAACAUAAUGGAUUUACCAGCUUUCAAGUGCAAAAAUUAAUCUUCUGAGAAAACAUAACUGGCCUAAGAAUUCUACACAGAGAAAAAGAAUACUUGGUUACCAGCAUACGUGCAAAAUAAAUUGCUUUAGUAAUUAUGGAUUUAGGGAGAGAGAUACAUUUGUGUGUGUUUAACUUGAUGAGUGUGUCCUUGUAAACAAAUAAGGCAGUGAUGAAAUUAGCAAAAUGUAGUAAACUGCAAUAAUAAUGAUGUAACAGGGUCAGUGUGUUUAGUUAGCUCAUUACAUGUUAAAGAUGCACUGUGCAAAGAAUUUUAUAUUGAAGACUUUCUACAAGUUAAUGCAUUUAAAUUUGACACUUGCAUCACAGAAAUGAAUGAAUUUUUCAAAUUCAGAUGAUUUUCUUAAGAUUUUAGUUAUCUGAGCUGAAGGUAAAUUUGAUGCUUUAUUUCCUUGAGGAAAGAAAGUAGUUUGGAUGCAUGCAGUGCCCAAAACAAUGGAGACAACAGGAGCCCUAUUCACAAGUAGCGAAUAAAAGUGAAUUGACUAUAAAGUUCUUAUUCUUCAACUGUGCACCUUUAAUAGUGUAAUGGUCCCUUUUACAUAAGAAGGGAAUAUAUUUUCCUAUUUGCAUAUGAACAUUUUUAAGACACCAGUCUUGGCAUUGCCUGGUCUGGCUUUGGAUGUACAUUAUAUUGAAACAAUUGUGGGGUUGUUUUUUUUUUAUGUUUAACUCCAAGUGAAAAUUGCUAGUAAACUGCAUUCUGACUGUAGAAUUUAACUACGUAAUAAACUCUAUGCAUAUAAGACCCA